AUGCAUUCUCAGGCCUUCGCUCUCCUCGCCGCCGCCGGCGUGGCUGUUGGUCAACAAGUUUCCAACACCGCGACUGGCACGCGCGCCGUUGAACGGGCUGCUGCUACUGCCCUGACCGAGUCACCCACUUCCUAUGUGAAGGGCAAGGCCUUUGACCGUAUUAUCCAGAUAUACUUGGAGACUACGUACUAUGACGAGGCCAUUGCCAAUGAGGACUGCGCGUCACUCUAUGAGCGAGGUAUACUUCUGACCAAGGAGUACGGAGUUGGCGCUCCCAGUCAGCCAAACUACAUUUCCCCAGCCAGUGGUGAUACCUUUGGCCUCAACAGUGACAGUUUCCUCGAGGUUGACAGAAACAUCUCCACCAUCGUAGACCUUCUUGAGGACAAGGGUAUUAGCUGGGGUGACUACAACGAGGGAUUGCCCUACACCGGCUUCAAUGGCUUUGAAUACAGCAACCCGAAAGAGGGCAACUAUGCUCGAAAGCACAAUCUCCUCCAACGAUUCAGAUCCGUCACGGAUUAUCCCGACCGCCAAGCUCAAAUUAAGAACUUCACCUUGUUUUACGAGGACAUUGAAAACAGAAGACUCCCACAGUGGGUCUUCAUCACUCCCAACUUGUACAACAACGGACACGACACCAACAGUACAGUCUCCUGCAAGUGGGUCCGAGGAUUUGUUGAAGGCUUGCUUGACGACGACUACGUCAACGAUAAUGCUCUCAUUUAUGUCACCUGGCAGGCCAACGGUGAAUACCCCGAGUUACGCAACCACGUGGCUGGUAUCCAAGUUGGCAGUGCUAUUCCCUAUGAGUAUGUCGGCUACCAUGACCCGUACUACUACAACCACUACAGCGAGCUCUCAUCCGUCGAAGCCAAUUGGGGCCUACACACGCUGGGUCGCUGGGAUGUGGGUGCCAACGUCUGGUCAGUCGUAGCCCGCAAGACGGGAGACAAGGAGCGCCAAUGGAACGAAUACAUUGCCCAGGACCCUUUCGAGGCAUACUUCUGGAAUCAAAGCUACGGCGGUGUCUUUAGCGACUACAAGUACACCAAGCACACCUUUGUGGCGCCCAACGUGAAGCUGGUGCGUAAUGGCCGCUCCGUCCUGCCUGAUAUCCAGUACACAUGGGGUGGUUCGAGGCUUCCCGACUACUACAGCGACAUUAUUGAGUUGCCUGACGACUUUCACCCCCCUUGCGGCUUCGAGGUUCCCAUCCCUUGGCAGCCCGCUAUGCCCAUCAUGACGCCCAUUAGCAGGUACCCGCCUGAGGAUUAUGCGACCCCGACUGGCGACUACUACAUCCCCACCAUAUGCCGCACGCCCUACACCAGCCCGACGUUCACUCGCAAGCCGACAUUCAACCCCAAGCCAACGUUCGAACCCAAGCCUACGAACAAGCCGGGCAACGGCGGUGGUUUCGGUGGCGGCAACAAGGGCGGCAAUCAGGGAGGUAACAAGGGUGGUAACCAGGGCGGCAAUCAAGGAGGCAACAAGGGUGGCAACCAGGGUGGCGGUUUCGGUGGUGGUAACAAUGGAGGCCAUGGAGGCGGUGGUGGUUUCGGUGGCGGCGGCCGUGGAGGCGGAGGCGGCGGAGGCGGCGGUCAUGGAGGCCACUAG
Molecule: messenger RNA, 1620 nt
Organism: Pestalotiopsis fici W106-1
Lineage: Eukaryota; Fungi; Ascomycota; Sordariomycetes; Amphisphaeriales; Sporocadaceae
Exons: 3
Coding region: 1-1620 (539 amino acids)
Biological process (GO): phospholipid catabolic process
Molecular function (GO): hydrolase activity, acting on ester bonds
Source: RefSeq, a predicted model, not a curated record